Molecule: messenger RNA, 2156 nt
Organism: Lolium perenne
Lineage: Eukaryota; Viridiplantae; Streptophyta; Magnoliopsida; Poales; Poaceae
Biological process (GO): gene silencing by siRNA-directed DNA methylation
Source: RefSeq, a predicted model, not a curated record
UGUCGAUUUCUAAUGCGAACUUUUACUCACUCAACAGUUAACAGUGUGGGAGUGUGAGUAUAGGCUGUUCCCCAUUCCCCUUCCUUCCUCUCGUCUCCCCUCGAACCACCACGCCACCGUGGAGCUGCCGAUCAACUCCACCGUCUCAGCCUCGCCCCUAAGGCCCCCGUUCGACCACGCUGGGGCACCACCCCACACUAGCGGCCAAGCUUCCCCAUCACCGACCGCCGUCCGGGUUGGCCCGGAGGGCCACAAGGAGGCCGGAAGGAGCGACGGAGAGCAGCCACCGUCGUCUGGAUUUUCUCGCUUCGCCGUUCGUUAUUGACGGCAGCACGGGCGGAAGUUCGUCCUCGCCUCACCUAGAUAAUGGAUCAGAAUGUUGAAUCAACCAUUGUUGAGGAUUUUGAUAACCAACCUCUUAUAAAAGCAAAAGGUUCGGCAUCGAGUGGUUUGGCAGGCAAGUCAUUUGGACCGCAUUCUCAAUUCAUAGAUGUCAAGGAACAAAGAAGGAAAAGAGAUAGAGAGCGGUAUGCGCAGAUGAGCGAUGAAGAAAAGCAGGAAAUACUGAAAUGCGCCGUGAAGCUUAUAAGCAAAAGAAAAAAAUUAAAGGGACAAAGAAAUAUGCAGAUUUAGAGGCAGGACAAAGGAAAAAACAAUGCGUGCAAAAAAGGCAGAAAUAUGCAAAUAUGCAGCCAGAACAAAAGAAAGCAAGAUUAGAACAAAUUGUAGCUAACCGGGAGUUUAGGCGCAACACACCAUGCAAAGAAUCGAUUGCGAUGGUGAACCCUGCAUAUAUCGCAACAGAGGAAGAAUUUAGUGCAUCUACCUUUAAGGAGCUUCCAGAUUUACUUAUCCCCAUUUUCGAGAGGCAUGCGCAUUUAUGGGCUACAGAAAUUGAAGAACCCACAGCAAUGUUGACAAAAAAACAUGGUACCAGCAUGUCUGAGUUUUCUCGUGAUCUCCUCACUGCUAUCAAGGACCAUACCACACCUACUCCUUCCUUUGCGUUGUCGCCCAGGGCUGUCGAUGUUUCAAACCUUCACCAAGCUGAAUGUAGUGCUUCAAAAGCAACACCUGAAACGCGGUUCUGGAAGGAUGCCGUCCAAUACGAACAUGAGGUGGAACAAAGCAAAGAGAAAACAACCUUCCAAAACCAGAUGCCAGAUACACCCCGAGCACCUGCUUCAGCUCAAACCAACCUAGAUCAAGGAAAAGGGAACGAUGAACUGCUGGAAGCUCGGAAAAAACUGAUAGAUGCGAGCAAGCAAAUAACACAUUUACAGGCGGAGAUGCACACAGUGAAGUCCAAGAUGCAAGUUUUUGAAGCAAGAUGCAACCUGUUCGACACUAGGUCCAACCAGCUUGAGGAGCCAUCUACGGAGAUUGAAGCGAAAUCCAAGAUGCUUGACACUAGGUCGAACCAGCUUGAGGCUAGGUUUAUGGAGGUUCAAGCCAAGAAGCUUGACGAGCUAGCUAGGCAGUAUGACUAUGAUAGGAGGAACCUUGAACGGGACAAGGAAAAGUUGCACCAGGAGAUGCAUGCGAUGGAGUCACUCAACCAGGCUCUUAUUUCCAAGGAAGCAAAAAGCAACGAUGAGUUGCAGCAUGUUCGAAAACAGCUGGUAAAUUUUACUGAGCGACUAUCACAGUUACAGGAUGAGAUGCACGCAAUGGAGACGCUAAAUCAGGCUCUGGCUGCUAAGGAAAGAAAUAGCAGUGAAGAGUUGCAAUGCAUUAAAGAAAACCAGGAAGCACUGGAUUUACUCAACAAUGUUCUGACAACCAAGGAAAUAAGAAGCAACAAUGAGUUGCAAGAUGUCCGGAAGCAGCUAAUAGAUGGGUUACGGUUACAGAAGUUUACAAAUGGACGAGCAAAUAUAGGUGUCAAAAGGAUGGGCGAGCUUGACACAAAAGUAUUUACAAAUUGCAGACAAGAUUUAUCACAGGAGGAUGCACACAUUUCUGCUGCGUCUCUUUGUUCAAGUUGGCAAGCCGAAAUCACAAACCCAAUGUGGUACCCUUUUAAGGUGGUCAAAGUUGAUGGUGAACCUACGGAAAUUCUCUGUGAGGAUGAUGAUAAGCUUCGGAAGUUAAAAGAGCACGGUGAAGAAAUAUACACUUCAGUCACAAAGGCGCUGCUUGAGAUCAAUGAUUAG